UAGAGAGAAAAAAAAAGAUGUUUCCUCAAUUCGGAGCGACGGCGGAAUCUCUGAGCAAGGCGUCGACGGCGGUGUUCCGGAUUGGCACCGACGCGCACCUCUACGACGAUCCCGAAGAUGUCAACAUCGCUCCUCUCCUCGACAGCAAGUUCGAUUCAGAGAAAUGCGAAGCUCUCAAGCGCUUGCUCGCUCUCAUCGCUCAGGGCUUCGAUGUCUCCAACUUCUUCCCUCAGGUUGUUAAAAAUGUUGCGUCUCAGUCCUUGGAAGUUAAGAAGCUGGUCUACUUGUACCUCCUGCAUUAUGCUGAAAAGCGUCCAAAUGAAGCAUUGCUAUCAAUUAAUUACUUCCAGAAGGAUAUGGGGGACCCAAAUCCGUUGGUGAGAGCAUGGGCACUUCGUGCCAUGGCCGGAAUCCGCCUUCAUGUAAUUGCACCUCUCGUUCUUGUUGCCGUGGGAAAAUGUGCUAGAGAUCCUUCAGUCUAUGUUAGAAAAUGUGCGGCUAAUUCUCUUCCUAAGCUCCAUGAUUUGCGGAUGGAGGAACAUACUUCUGCAAUUGAAGAGAUUGUUGGACUAUUGUUAAAUGACCAUUCCCCUGGAGUCGUUGGAGCUGCUGCUUCUGCAUUUACUUCUGUUUGCCCAAACAACUUCUCAUUGAUUGGAAGAAGUUACAGAAGAUUGUGUGAGAUUCUUCCUGAUGUUGAAGAAUGGGGUCAAAUUAUUCUAAUUGGGAUCCUUCUGCGGUAUGUGAUAGCGAGGCAUGGUCUUGUCAAAGAAUCCUUCAUGUUUUCUUUGUAUAAUAAAGACGAUGACAAUUUAGAGGAAGAUGAAUCUUACAUUAAUUUAAAAGAAGAUGAUGGUUAUGCCUCUGAGAAGACUGUAUCUGAAUUAGCAAAUAUGAUCUUCCAGUGUUACAUUGAAGGGCCAGAUGAGUACUUAUCACGAUCAAGUUCAACAAAUAGGGUUGCUCCUAAACUAGAUGUAUCACAAUUUACAUCUUGCAGUAAUGAUGUUGUGAAGAUCCUGCUUCAGUGUACAUCACCAUUAUUAUGGUGUAAUAACAGUGCAGUUGUACUUGCAGCUGCUGGUGUACACUGGAUAAUGGCUUCUAAGGUGGAUGUUAAAAGAAUUGUUAAACCACUCUUGUUUGUCCUGCGUUCAUCGUAUGCCUCAAGAUAUGUGGUAUUAUGCAAUAUCCAAGUAUUUGCUAAGGCUUUGCCAUCUCUCUUUGCUCCACACUAUCAAGACUUUUUCAUAUGUUCUUCAGAUUCCUAUCAGAUAAAAGCACUGAAGCUGGAGAUACUUUCUUCUAUUGCUACGGAUUCGUCUGUUUCAUUCAUUCUUAAAGAAUUUCAGGAUUAUAUAAGAGAUCCAGACAGGAGAUUUGCUGCUGACGCAGUUGCUGCCAUUGGUCUAUGUGCUCAGCGACUUCCAAAAAUGGCAUCUACAUCCUUGGAGGGAUUGUUGACUCUGAUUAGACAGGAAUUCUUUUGUGGUGAAAUUAGAUCCUUGGAUGGAGAAGAGGGCAUGGUAAUUCAAGCAAUCAUGUCCAUCAAAUCAAUCAUAAAAUUAGAUCCUACCAGUUAUGAGAAGGUUAUAAUUCAGUUGAUUCGUAGUUUGGAUACAAUCAAGGUUCCUGCUGCCCGUGCAAUGAUUAUUUGGAUGUUGGGGGAGUAUUGCUCUUUGGGUGAGCUAAUUCCAAGGAUGUUGAGCACUGUGCUUAAGUAUCUUGCUUGGUGUUUUGCUUCAGAAGCAUUAGAAACUAAGCUUCAGAUUCUUAAUACUAUUGCAAAGGUCUUAUUAUGCAUUGAGGGAGAAGAUGUUUUGACCUCUAGAAAAGUUUGGAGUUAUGUAAUUGAACUGGCUGAGUGUGACGUGAACUAUGAUAUUCGUGAUCGUUCACGUUUCUUAAAGAAUCUCUUUACAAGCAAUUUGGAGUCUCAACAUGUGGAAGAAGGAAAUAGUGAAACACAAAAAAGAGACCAGUCAUAUGUACUUGCAGAAUGCAUAUUUGGUGGACAGACAAAAGCUGUGACAGUUCCAUCUGAAUCCAACAAUUACCGGUUUUACCUCCCGGGAUCUCUUUCACAGUUAGUAUUCCAUGCAGCUCCAGGCUAUGAGCCUCUCCCAAAACCUUGUAGUCUUCCAUCCAUUGAUCUUGAUCAGUAUGAUGGAGCAGCUAAGGGGGAUGAUGCUGGCACAUCUGGGUCUUUGGAUGAGGAAAGUGCUUCCGAUUAUAGUUCUGAACAGUCAAUUACUGGUUCAAGCGAAGUUAGUGGCAGUGAAGAGACUGUUUCCGGCAAUGAAGUUGACAAAAAUGCUGAUCCAUUGAUCCAGAUUUCAGACACCGGCAAUGUCUGUGAAGACCGGAAUGGUGGGGCUCACUCUGGCACUGCUGGGUUUGGGGACUUGAUGUCAACGAAGUCUCUUGAGUCUUGGUUGGAUGAACCAGCCAGGUCAUCUAAAGGAAGUGAAAUAGAUCAGAACCGAGUUUGUAGAUCUUCAGCAAGAAUUACCAUGGGAAAUAUUGGAAGCCGAGUUAAACCCAAAUGCUACACACUCUUAGAUCCUGCAAAUGGAAAUGGGUUAAAGGUGAAUUAUUCAUUUUCAUCUGAGACUUCAAGCAUAUCCUCUCAUCUUGUAUGUUUAGAAGUAUUCUUCGAAAAUUGUUCUUUGGAACCCAUGUUUGAUAUAGUCUUGAUUGAUGAAGAUUCUAGCAAAAACUCUGAUUCUAACGAACAAAUACCACCAACAACUGAAAAUACCUUGAAAUUUCAUAUUGAUAAACCAGCACUGGUUUCCAUGGAGGAGAUCCCUUCGCUGGAUCCUGGUCAGACAGCAAACCAGACUCUACUAGUUCGCUUCCAUCACCACCUUUUGCCUCUGAAACUGGCUUUGUUUUGCAAUGACAAGAAAUUCCCUGUUAAGUUAAGGCCUGACAUUGGAUACUUUGUAAAACAACUUCCGAUCAGUAUUGAAGCUUUCAGAGAUAAGGAAUCCCGCCUUCCAGGGAUGUUUGAAUAUGUGAGGAGUUGCACCUUCACUGAUCACAUUCUAGAGCUGAACAAGGGCAGCAACUCCUUGACAGAAGACAAAUUUCUUGUGAUCUGCGAAUCCUUAGCACUAAAGAUGCUAAGCAAUGCAAAUCUUUCUCUUGUAUCUGUGGAUAUGCCGGUUGCUUCCAACCUCGAUGAUGCAUCUGGUUUGUGCUUGCGUUUCAGCAGUGAGAUCUUGAGCAAUCCCAUGCCAUGCUUAGUUACUAUUAGUGUUGAAGGCAAGUGUUCUGACCCAUUGAUUGUUUCUGUAAAAGUCAACUGUGAAGAGACUGUAUUUGGCUUAAAUUUCUUAAAUAGGGUUAUCAAUUUCUUAGUUGAGCCAUCUGUUACCCACUCUUAAGUUUUGAUAUGGGAUAGAAAAUUCGCAAAUAUCAAUUGAUUUGUGGGAAAGUAUAUUUGAAAAACAAGAAGAGCAUGGCUAAUCGUUUUGAAUUUUGUCUUUUGGGGAGGUAUUGGAAUUCUGGUUUUUCAGUUUUUUUUUUUCUCAUUUAUAUUGUUGGGAAUGAAGAAGGGCACGCCACCAAUGGGGGUCGGACGACUGUAAUCACUUUUUUGGUUAAU
Molecule: messenger RNA, 3613 nt
Organism: Gastrolobium bilobum
Lineage: Eukaryota; Viridiplantae; Streptophyta; Magnoliopsida; Fabales; Fabaceae
Product: AP3-complex subunit beta-A
Exons: 11
Coding region: 18-3392 (1124 amino acids)
Biological process (GO): vesicle-mediated transport; intracellular protein transport
Cellular component (GO): membrane coat; AP-3 adaptor complex
Source: RefSeq, a predicted model, not a curated record